CUUCAAGAUAAAUCGUCUCACUUUCGAGGAUGAACUGGGUCAGCUCUUCGUUAGAACUCGCGGGCUCGCUGCUCGAGUCCGUGGACCAACAGGCCGCGCUCACCCUUGCCGGGACUGAAGAGGAGGGGGAAGACGCAGAGCUGCUGAGAACGAGCCAUGCAUCUGGCGGAAGUGCGCCCAGCGCCGUGGAUAUUGUAGGGCUGGAAGAUCCCGCAAGCGAGGAGGCCCCGUUGUCGACGGAUGGCACAUCGAGUACCAACUCCAGUCAGACCAAGGCAACUGUGGUUAGUGGUGUGAACAACACGCCCCCUCGCUCAAACUCGAGUAAUAAGCUGGCGGGACUGGUGAGUGCCAUCUCAACGCAGCUGGAGAAUGUAUCCUCAGGAAGAGGUGGAAACCCUCCUUUGAGCAACAGCGGGUCGCAAUCGGGCUCGACUGAGGGAGAGUGCACUCGACUGCACAAGGAAUUGGCACGAGUGAAGAAUGAGUUGCGUUUGAAGGACAAGCAGCUGAGUAGCACGCAGAAGAGCAUGCAGAUCUGCGAGGAAGAACUUGUUGCUCUGGAGCAGGAGUGCAAGGAGAAGAUCGCUCAAGUGCAACACGAGAUGUCCGUCCUUCAGCAGGACAAGAACUCGGACGAGCAGAACUUCAUCCAAGCGCUGGAGAUGAAAGACAACCAAUUGCGUGCAAUGAAGGCAGAUCUAGACGUUCUAACAGAGGCGAAAGCACAGUACACAGAUGAAAUCGCGUCACUGAAGGCUGAAUUAGCGAAGGCGGUGGAGUCGAAGGACACGUUGUGGACCUCUGCAGCGUCAGCUAGCAACGAGUCUGAGCAGUUGAUUGAGUCGCUCCGAUCGGAACUACAAGAUACACUGGCGGCUAUGAACAACUUGAAACGUGAAUAUGCAGAGUCGAAGAAUGCCAUGUUUUCACGCCAGUCGCAGCUGGAGAGCACCAACACGGAGCUAGUGAACAAUGUGGCCAAUCUGGAGCGUGAGCUGGCGAAAGCAAAAGAAGCUGCUGCUGCUGCUGCAGCCUCUCAAACCAACGGAGUGAAUGGGAAUAUUAGCUCUGGGCCUUCUCAUUUUGGUGCAAACUCCAAUUUUGCGUCGAUGAAUGAUGACUAUCGACGGGUACAGCAGACGUUGGUACUUACGAAGAAGUCGUUGCAUGACGAAUCACGAAAGAAUGAAGUUCAGAAACAAGAGAUCAUCACUCUGACUGAAGAAGUGCGUCGACUAAAGCAAGCUUUGCAGACUGCACAGGAGAAUUCAUCGCGGCAACAGGAGGCAACGUCACAAGAGAACAUGAGACUGAAGGAGCAGGUGAACCAAUUAUCGUCUCACAGUAGUGUUGCUGCGGCUGCCAAUGGCGAGUUGCGCAUCCAACGUCUGACGAACCGGUUGAUUGAGAAACAGGAGACGAUCGACUCCUUGCGCAGCCGUGUGACGACGAUGGACGUACGUCUCCAAGACGUGACGUUGCGGGCGCAGCGCGCCGAAGAGAAACUGACUCGGAUGGAGCAAAACGGCGGCAUUGACGAUAUGGAAAUGGCAACUCCUGUUGGGAAGGUUGGAAGAGGCGGCAUGCGCUCUCGACCGAACCGCAUGGCCCACGUGAUAUCUCGUGUGGCUCCAGUGGUGGAGCGUAGCCACCGAGUGCUGACGGCGCUGGAUGUGCUGGAUCGCUGGCUGCUUUUCCUCGGUCGAGUAUUUCUACAGGCUCCUUUCGCUCGCCUCGGAAUGUUGUGUUAUGUUAUGCUGAUCCACUUUUGGGUGUUCGUGAUUUUGAGCUUCCACACGAGCCACUUGACGGAGGAGAUGCAGUUGUCUAGUGCUGCUGAGAACACUGCCAUUGAGCCGGGUGAAGAUAUGAUCCCUGGAGGUCACUAAGUAAGAAAAACCACUUUAAUCUUCUGUCAGAAAUAUUUUAUCAAGUUGAAGCGUUUUAACACGCAUUUCGACUACUGUAAUGUCAUCGACCUGUAUCAGA
Molecule: messenger RNA, 1992 nt
Organism: Phytophthora nicotianae INRA-310
Lineage: Eukaryota; Oomycota; Peronosporomycetes; Peronosporales; Peronosporaceae
Exons: 4
Coding region: 30-1892 (620 amino acids)
Biological process (GO): retrograde transport, vesicle recycling within Golgi; Golgi organization
Cellular component (GO): Golgi membrane; Golgi cisterna
Source: RefSeq, a predicted model, not a curated record